Molecule: messenger RNA, 4968 nt
Organism: Closterium sp. Naga37s-1
Lineage: Eukaryota; Viridiplantae; Streptophyta; Zygnematophyceae; Desmidiales; Closteriaceae
Source: the annotation of a GenBank genome assembly
AUGGCCACCACCGCCUCCCUUCUCGCGCACCCCCUCGCCGCCUCCCUCCAAUCCACCGCCUUCCCAUCCGCAUCCUCACCCGCCUUCGCCGGCAAGCCGCUGCCCGUUCCGUCUCUAAUGCGCUCGUCCGCCUCCCCCGAUCCCCUCCCCUCGCGCCCCCUCCGCUGCGAGGCCAGACCCGCGACCGCCGCCUCCGCUGCCUCCGCGGUGACCGCGGCGGAGCGCGCGGCAGCGGUGGCGGCGGGGAUGCCGUCGGCGGAGGAGAUCAUGGCGAUCGAGCGCGACGUGGUGGUGCAGACGUACGGGCGCACGCCGCUCGUGGUGGCGGCGGGCGCGGGGAGCCGCCUGUACGACACGGCCGGGCGCGAAUACAUCGACAUGGCGUCAGGCAUUGCGGUGAACGCGCUGGGCCACGGCGACGCUGAUUGGCUCGCCGCUGUCACGGAUCAGGCCGCCACGCUGGCACACGUCAGCAAUCUGUAUUACACGUGGCCGAUGGUGCAGCUGGCGCAGCGCCUGGUGAAGUCGUCGUUCGCGGAUCGCGUGUUCUUCGUGAAUUCGGGCACGGAGGCGAACGAAGCGGCAAUUAAGUUCGCGAGGAAGUACCAGCUGGCGAAGAGCGGCGACGAGCAUGCGACGGAGUUCGUCGCAUUCGGCAACUGCUUCCACGGUCGCACAAUGGGCGCGCUCGCGCUCACCUACAAGCCGCAGUUCCGCGCGCCGUUCGAGCCGCUCAUGCCCGGCGUCGCGUUCGCUGACUACGGCGAUCUCGAGGCGGCGGCGGCCGCCAUCACCGCGGGGCGCACGGCGGCGGUGUUCGUGGAGCCGGUGCAGGGCGAGGGCGGCGUGUUCGCCGCCACCGCGGAGUUCCUGCGCGGCCUGCGCCAACUGUGCGACGAGCGCGGCGCGCUGCUGGUAUUCGACGAGAUCCAGUGCGGGCUGGGGCGCACGGGGCACGUGUGGGCGCACGAGGCAUAUGGUGUCACGCCCGACAUCAUGACACUCGCCAAGCCCCUCGCAGGCGGGCUGCCCAUAGGAGCGGUGCUGGUGACCAAUCAGGUGGCGGCAGCCAUGGCACCUGGCGACCACGGCAGCACCUUUGCAGGCAACCCACUCGUGUGCCGGGCGGCACUUGCCGUCCUCGAUAAGAUCGCCAACCCAGCCUUCCUCGCCAGUGUGGAAGCCAAGGGAGAGCUGCUUCGGAAGCUGCUUCGGGAGAGGCUCGGGGGGAACCCACAUGUGAAGGAGGUUCGGGGGCGGGGGCUGAUGGUGGGGGUGGAGCUGGAUGUGGCGGCUGGGCCGUUGGUGGAUGCGGCGAGAGGGGAGGGCGUGCUGGUGAUCACAGCAGGCAAGGGCAAUGUGGUGCGCCUUGUGCCGCCCCUUGUUAUUACGGAGGAGGAGAUUGAGAUGGCAGUUGAUGGCCUUGCCAAGAGCCUACCGGCCCUAGUCAGAUCCGCGCAUUGCGCCCGCCCGAAAGCGCGACACGCGCGCUCGCUGUCGCACCAAAUGGUCGCACUGGUCGCUCAAAACGUCGCCGGAGCCGCUGAUUCGUCGCAGCCGCGUCCGGACUCCGAAACCGGGGGUUCGACCCCUCCGCAUCAUCCGUCGCAGCUGUGGCAGCGGCGCAACUGGCAGCCCGCCGCGUCGCUUCAGCUCGACCCUCGCCGCCAAUCCUCGCCGGCUGGAAAUGCGGCCUUAGGCGCGCGCCUCGUAAGGAGCGCAAGCGCCGCCGGACCGCUUUCCGCGGAUCAUGGCGGCGCUCGCCCCGAUCGCGGUGCGAGCCCCCAUGGAGCAGCCGUACGUACCACGGGAAGCGCUCGGGGAAGGCCUGCGGAUUGCGGAACUGUCGGCACGGCGGAGGGGCGCAACGCAGGCGCGCGACAAAUGUUCGCUCGAUCGCGUAGCGUCUCGGGUGGCGCGGCGUCGUCGUCGACGGGCGCGGGCGUCGCACACGCAGAUGGCGUGUCGCAGGGUCACCGCGAGGCCAUCUCGCGUCCCCUACGCGGCGCUUCCGCGUCUCCGGGGCGCGUCGCCGCCAUCCCCGCCAUUUCGGGGGGGAGGCAACUGGCGGGGGUGAGCAGCGAGUCGGCGGCGCGGGUCAGUGGCGGAACGGGCGGGACUGUCGCCGCGGUUAGCAGCGUCGCCAGUGGCGGAACCAGCGGAAUUGGCGCGCCCGCAGGCACCGGGACGCACGCGCGCGUGUUUCGGCGGAGCGCGAGCUGCGCGUUCAGUGCGGACGGACUUGGCGAGGGGAAUGGCGGCGAGCGCACCUUGCGGAGAGGGCAGAGUCACGUAGUUAGGGGCACCAGCAAUGGCGACGGCUACGGCGGCGGACGCCGCACUGCUGCCGCCGACAGCCCUGCUAGCAUUCGGCGUGACGGAGCCGCGUUUCCGCGCGUGCUUUCCGUUUCGUCCCUCGAGGAGCCUUUCCUUGCCGGCGCCGCCCUCUCCCCCUCGCGCGCGUCCCCGACGCACCCCCUAGGACACGCGCGCCGCCAUUCCAUUUGCGCCGACUUCCGCGCGCUCAGUCCCACCGCCCGCCCGCUCUCGCGGAAGACCGCGGCCGCGAAAGCGGGAGGCGCGCCAGUCGCCUCGACGGCGCCUGUCGCCGUCACUUCUGCGCCAGUUCACGCGGCGGGAGCGUCCGCGCCGGCGCCGAGCGCGGAAAGCUAUCCCGGCCACAGGACAGCGUCGGCGGGAUUUCCGCAGGGAGCAAUGGCGGGGCACGCGGUGAAUCGGCGGAGCGCGUCGCUGGCGUCGCUGGCGGAAUGGCAGCAGGCGGGACGAGCGGAGCCCCCCGCCGCGGAGGGCGGCGCGGGCGCGAGACGCGCCCCGUCGCCAAAACCAACCUACUCGUUUCCACCCCGAUGCGCGUCGCUCCAGUCAACUGACCCUAAGGAGGGACCGGCGGGUGGGGGUCACAGCGCGGCUCACAGGCGCAGCAGCAGCCAAGCCUUCGGCGGCGAUGGCAACCGUAGCAGCAACGGUUACAGCGUAACACUCGGCGGCAGCAGUCACGGCGCGGCGAGCGUGAGCCCGCGGAGACGCGCCAUGCUGCCCCCUCCCUCCCCCACCCACCAGCCGCCGCCGCAGCAGGCGCGGCAGAACGGCAUGUGGCGGCCCCCGCCUAUAUUCACGCACAUCAGCGCUGACGACGGCGAUGCUGCGGACGAUGACGACGUGACUCUAGCAGAAGCCGUCUUCUCGCUUGUGUCACACUCGCCCAGCUCUCCGCAUGUACCCCAAGCAGCGGAAACAGCAGCAGAGGCGGCAGGGGAUCCAGCCUCGCGCGCCCUGACCCCUUCCCCCCGAUCCCCCCUCGCCUGGUCCUCCCCGCGCCUGCACUCCCCCUCUCACCCGCUCCCCCAGUCUUCUAAAGCCCCCAGGCUGCUGUGCCCCUCCGCCUCGCCCCGCGGUCCCCCUCCCCCCUCCUCCGCCCGAACCCGACCCACGCACGUGCCCCGCUGCUCCUCCGUGCCUACCGCAGCUCUGUCGCAGGUUCGGGUGCCUGCCGGACCUCCAGCCUCGUGCGCCGCUUCUCCCCCCUGCCACCUUCCUUCUCCCCCUCCUCCCCCUCCCCCCUCCUCCCCCUCCUCCCCCUCCUCCCCCUCCUUCCCCUCCCCCGUCCACCUCUCCUCCGCUCUCCCCCUCACCAUCACCACCACCAGUGAUGCCCCCGCCUCCCCCGAUGCCCCCGCCUCCCCGAAUUCCCCCCCCUACCCCAACGCCCCCGGUUCCUUGAGGGCCCCCCUCUCCCCCAGCUGGCCCUUCCCCCCGCCCCCACGCGCGCCCUCUGCAGCGGACCUGCCCUCCCCCGCCGCCCGGAGGCAUCUGGCCAAGUUUGGGUUGCUGGAGGCACUGGGAUUCAACCCCCAUCCCUCUCCCACCCUCGCUCCUGAGGGAAUUCAACCCCCAUCCCUAUCUCACUCACCCACCCACCAGAGGGGAUUCAACCCCCAUCCCUCUCACUCACCCGCCCACCAGAGGGGAUUCAACCCCCAUCCCUAUCUCACUCACCCACCCACCAGAGGGGAUUCAACCCCCAUCCCUAUCUCACUCACCCGCCCACCAGAGGGGAUUCAACCCCCAUCCCUCUCUCACUCACCCGCCCACCAGAGGGGAUUCAACCCCCAUCCCUAUCUCACUCACCCGCCCACCAGAGGGGAUUCAACCCCCAUCCCUAUCUCACUCACCCGCCCACCAGAGGGGAUUCAACCCCCAUCCCUCUCUCACUCACCCGCCCACCAGAGGGGAUUCAACCCCCAUCCCUAUCUCACUCACCCGCCCACCAGAGGGGAUUCAACCCCCAUCCCUAUCUCACUCACCCGCCCACCAGAGGGGAUUCAACCCCCAUCCCUAUCUCACUCACCCGCCCACCAGAGGGGAUUCAACCCCCAUCCCUAUCUCACUCACCCGCCCACCAGAGGGGAUUCAACCCCCAUCCCUAUCUCACUCACCCGCCCACCAGAGGGGAUUCAACCCCCAUCCCUAUCUCACUCACCCGCCCACCAGAGGGGAUUCAACCCCCAUCCCUAUCUCACUCACCCGCCCACCAGAGGGGAUUCAACCCCCAUCCCUAUCUCACUCACCCGCCCACCAGAGGGGAUUCAACCCCCAUCCCUAUCUCACUCACCCGCCCACCAGAGGGGAUUCAACCCCCAUCCCUAUCUCACUCACCCGCCCACCAGAGGGGAUUCAACCCCCAUCCCUAUCUCACUCACCCGCCCACCAGAGGGGAUUCAACCCCCAUCCCUAUCUCACUCACCCGCCCACCAGAGGGGAUUCAACCCCCAUCCCUAUCUCACUCACCCGCCCACCAGAGGGGAUUCAACCCCCAUCCCUAUCUCACUCACCCGCCCACCAGAGGGGAUUCAACCCCCAUCCCUCUCACUCAACCACACACGGGGUUUCAGCCCCCACCGCUCACUCACCUCAACCUUGGGGCUUCACCCUCCUCCGCUGCCUUAA